Molecule: messenger RNA, 17646 nt
Organism: Cercopithifilaria johnstoni
Lineage: Eukaryota; Metazoa; Nematoda; Chromadorea; Rhabditida; Onchocercidae
Source: the annotation of a GenBank genome assembly
AUGGUAAUUCGCUGUUUGUAUAUAAUUGAAUUAACGGAUGCCGAAGAAGGUGGUCUGGAAUUGGUGGAUCCAUCAUGGUGUCCCGAAGAAGGACCACCACGGAAAAAAAUUAAAUCACCACCAGUUAUAUCACCAACCGCUUCAACAACCAGUAUAUAUAGCGGUGGUAGCAGCUCAAUCGAUUGGACAACAACAGGUACCACUCUUGAUAUGCAAGGUACACGUGUUACCAGGACACAAUACGGUUUCAGGACGCUACAAGAAUCAUCAGCAAAAAUGUGCCUUAAAGUUACUGGCUAUCCGUUACCUGAAAUCACUUGGUAUAAAGAUGAUCAGAUGCUGCGUGAAGAUGAAAGGCAUACAUUCUAUGCAGAUGAAGAUGGGUUCUUUGCUUUGACUAUAGAUCCCGUACAGGUUGAAGAUACUGGGAGGUAUACAUGUAUGGCCACUAAUGAAUAUGGGCAGGCAUCAACAUCGGCAUUUUUCAAGGUGCUCAAAGUUGAAAAGGAAGCAGCACCACCAGCAUUUAUAACGAUGUUGCAAGAUCAGGAAGUGAAAGAGGGAGAAAUGGUGUCGUUUGAAUGUGAGGUGGAGGGAUGGCCAGAACCAGAAUUGGUUUGGUUGGUCGAUGAGCAACCACUUCGACCGUCACACGAUUUUAAAUUAGAAUACGACGGACAAAACGCUAAGCUAGAAAUUCGCGACGCUCAACCGGAAGAUACUGGUAUUUAUUCAGUUCGAAUCAAGAAUGAAUAUGGUUCAGCUGAAUCAAAGGCGCAAUUAACAGUGGAACCGGAUCCAGACAAGAAUCACAUCGCACCUGAAUUUCAGGCAGUAAUCGAAGAUGUCGAAUGUAAUGAAGGAGAUACGGUUAAAUUUAAGGCAGUUCUUACCGGUGAUCCUAUGCCAGAUGUAAUUUGGAUGAUCAAUGGUGUACCAUUGUCUGAGUCAGAUAAGAUCAAAUUUAUCAGUGAAGAUGGGAUUUAUAUUCUAACAGUUACCGAUGUUUCCAGACAUUUUGAUGGUAUCGUUACAUGUAAAGGAAUUAAUCGACUUGGCUCACAGAGUUGUGAUGCUCAGUUGAAAGUACGGGUACCACCAGAUCCGCCACAUUUUGAACGUCCACUUGAGGAUAAAAUUUCGCAGGAAGAACAAACAAUUGUUUUAGAGACAGAAGUUAGCGGCUUUCCGGAACCAAAUGUAUCGUUUAUGAUUAAUGGAAAACCGAUUGUAUCCGGUGAAAAUGGUAUUGAAAUUAUUGAGAGAAGUGAAGGAUGCUAUCGAAUUGAAAUUUCAAAAGCUAGUGCUGAAUUACAUAACGGUGAAAUUAUUUGUACUGCAGUCAAUGAACACGGACAAGCGGAAAGUAGAGCACACAUUGUCGUGGAGCCUGUUGAGAAAGAUUCACUUUUUCCGCCUACUUUUAUCAAAGAUAUUGAAGAUCAGACUGUUAAAUAUGGCGAAAUGGCUGUUUUCGAAACAUCUGUUCGUGGAAGUCCAAAUCCUGAGGUUUCCUGGUUUAUCAAUGGUCAAAAAGUUGAAAGGGCAACACCUGGAAUACAAAUUGAAACACAAUCAGUUACCGAUCACAAGCUUAUUGUUGAUUCAGCACAACAUGCAGGAACUAUUUUAUGCAGAGCUGAGAAUUCUGUUGGUCGUUAUGAAACAAAAGCAAAAUUAACAAUAAUUUCUGGUGAAAAGAAAAAACGUGCACCAGAAUUUAUUGAGAAAUUAGUCGAUACAAAUGUUAUUGAAGAAUCGACUGCUGUAUUUGAGGUUCGCGUUGAAGCUGAACCGACGGCUAAUUUGAAAUGGUUUUUAAACGAAAAGGAAUUAACCGUAUCAGAUCACGUCAAAAUUCGUGAAUUUGACGGUAGCUGGAAAUUGGAAAUCAACAAAUUAAAAAUUGAAGAAAGUGGUAUUAUUCGUUGUGUAGCGGAGAAUUCUGAGGGUAGUGCAGAAUCAUUGGCGCAUUUGACAGUUAACAAAAAACCAUUAGCACCGCAAUUCGAAGAUCGUCCAAAAAAUGUUACCGUUCAACAGGGUCAAGAAGCUCAAUUUCAAGCUCAUGCAGUUGCAGUACCCGAACCUGUAUAUCAGUGGUCUAUUGGUGGUCGAAAAAUUAGGGAAACUACGGAAGGUGCCAAAGUUGAAACUAUCAAUGGUGUUUCAACACUUACAAUUGACACUAAAAUUUUCGAUUCUUCUACUAUUUCUGUAACAGCUACAAAUUCCAUAGGUGUUGAUGAAACGGGCGCUUUGUUGACAGUGCAGGAAAAAGAUAUGAAAGAAGAACUAAAAGAAUCUGAAAAGACCUCGGUAGAACAAAUGCCAGUAAUCAAGAAGACACUUCAUGAUCAAAAUGUUAAACAUGGUGAAAUGGCUGAUUUUGAGGUUUCCAUUGAACCAAAUGAGGUUGUCGCAGAAUGGUAUAGCAAUGGCAAGCAACUGACCGAUGGAAUGCCAGGAGUAAAAAUCUCCCAUCAGAAUUCCGAUUUUAAGUUAACCAUUGAUUCGGCCUUAUAUGCUGGUGUCAUUGUCUUCAAGGCUUCAAAUAAAGCCGGCAAAGCGGAAAGUAGUGCGAAUUUAAUUGCUAUCCAGGAAAAGGUUGUCCAGAAAGCGCCGGAAUUCCUGAAUGCACUCGAUGAUAUUUCGGUCAAGGAAGGAGAUAAAGUGGAAGUUACCAUUGAAACUGACGGUAAUGCUACUUUCGAAUGGGCACUGAACGGGAAAACUUUGCAGAGCAAUGUAGGAGGUAUUACAAUCAGAAAUGAGAAAAGUAAAAGUGUGCUGAUAUUCGAGAAAGUUUCACUACAACAGGCUGGUAAUAUCAAGGUAACAGCAACCAAUGAAGGUGGACAAGCGUUUUCUUCUUUCAAUAUGACUGUCACUGAAAAAGAUAUAGCACCUGAAAUUAUCACAGGACCAAAUUCAUUGUCCAUCAAAGAGAAUGAUGCAGCUGAAUUUCGUGCUGAAAUAACUGGAAAACCUACACCGACAGUAAAAUGGCAAUUAAAUGGACGUGAACUGUCAUCAUCGGAUACAAAUAUCAUCAUUAAAUCGUUCGAAGAAGUUUACAUUAUGAGGAUAGAAAGAGCAAACGUGAAACAUGCUGGUGAAGUGGCUGUUAUCGCAGAAAAUACAGCCGGUAUGGUAGGCAAGGAAGUUGUUUUGAAAGUUGAACCAGAUCUAACAAAGCCAGUAUUCAAAACACAUCUGAUCGAUCGUAGCGUAAACGAAGGUGAACCAUUAAGAUGGGAUAUUGCAAUCGAACGUCCAUACCAAGAAGUGACCAUUAAGUGGUUUUUGAAUGGAAAAGAGCUAACAAACAAUGAAAAUGUACAAAUUAUUGAUCAUGGUGAAGGAAAAUAUCAUAUAACCAUAAAUGAGGCUAAAUCAGACAUGUCCGGAACAUUAAUUGCCGAAGCGAAAAAUUCCUGUGGAACCAGUGAGUCGAGCGCUUUCGUUGAAGUUAAAGAAGUAGCUCGUAAACCGGAAAUUCUAAGACAACCGCAAGAUCAUGAGGUUGAGGAAAAUCAAACUGUAAAAUUCAGUGCUAUUAUUUCCGGAAAACCUACACCAACGGUAAGUUGGUAUAUGGAUGGGAUGAAAUUGGAGAAUAGCAACGAAAUUGGCGUGAAAUUUGAUGGAACUACUGGAAAGACAUCUAUUAAGAUUUUCAAAGCAAAUCUAUCUGAUAGUGGAAAGAAGAUUACAAUGAAAGCAGAAAAUGCAGAAGGACAAGUAGAAGCGAGCGCAAUCCUAACUGUCAGCAAAAAAUUGGAACCACCAACUAUUAUAUCUGAAAUGAAGAGCCAUCAGGUAAACCAAGGUGAAACGGUUAAUUUCUCGAUUAAAGUAGCUGGUUAUCCAGCUCCGGAAGUAUCUUGGUUUCUCAAUGGUGAACCAAUCACACCCAACAAUAAUAUCAAAAUUACUGAAGAGGAUGGUGUGCAUACAUUGGUGCUAAGUGAUGUUCUACCAGAACAAAGCGGUGAAAUUUCAUGCGAGGCAAAGAAUAGUGUCGGAUCCAAAAAGCAGUUGGCAACAUUAGCAGUAAAGCUAACCGGCAAAGCACCAAUUUUUGAGAAAAAUAUUGAAGAUAAAUUGGUGGUGGAAGGAGAAGAAUUAAUUAUGGAUGCUAAACUUGCUGAGGUUAAACCUGUUCCCACAAUAUCAUGGUUGAAAGACGGUGAACCACUGAAAGAUGCUCGUUUCAAAUUGAGUCGAGAAGAAGAUGGAACAUUGAAAUUGAAAAUUGAUUCCGUUGAAUUAGGUGAUAAGUCACGAAUUACAAUACGAGCUGAAAAUCAAUUCGGAUCGGCUGAUUGUUCGGCAUCAAUUGGAGUGACUAAAAAACGACCGAUGGCAAAACCAGCUUUCCUAUCUGAUAUACCGGCAACUACGGUUACCGAAGGAGAAUCCCUCAAUGUUAAAGUAAUUAUCACUGGUGAUCCCGUACCAUUUACAAAAUGGUAUAUUAAUGAUCAGCUUGUGAUAGCAACUGAAGAUACAGAAAUGAAAGAAGAAAAUGGUGUACAUUCGUUAACAAUUCAUGGUUGUACCAAAGAUAUGACUGGUAUUAUUAAAUGUGUUGCAUAUAAUAAAGCUGGUGAAGUAACAACACAAGGAAAUCUUACUGUUUUAACACCAAUACCGGUAGAAUUUGAAACAUCACUUUGUGAUGCUGUAUGUCGUGAAGGUGAUACACUGAAAUUAAAAGCUGUUUUAAUGGGUGAACCAACUCCUGAAGUGUCAUGGUAUGUGAAUGGUAAAAAAUUGGAAGAAUCACAAAACAUUAAGAUACAUGCAGAAAAAGGAACUUACACCGUUACGAUCAAAGAUAUUACGUGCGAUUAUUCUGGAAAAGUUGUGUGUGAAGCGGUAAAUGAAUAUGGUAAGGCGGUUUCUGAGGCAUCACUUUUGGUGUUACCACGAGGUGAGCCACCAGAUUUCAUCGAAUGGCUCAGCAAUGUGAGAGCACGACAAGGGUCACAGGUUACUCAUAAGGUAGUUUUUACGGGUGAUCCGAAACCAAAUCUCACAUGGUAUAUUAAUAAUGAAGAAAUGAAAAACAGUGAUGAAAUCACUAUUAUCACGGAUGAUAAUACAUCAACGCUAGUGAUCAAAAAUUUCGAUCAGGAUAAGCAUACCGGUGAAAUCAUUUGUAAAGCUGAAAAUGAUGCUGGUGAAGUGUCCUGUACAGCUAGCAUGGGACCUUAUACCUCAGACAUGUUCUCAGAAUCACAGACGGAAUCUGAAGCAAUGGCCGAAGAUAUGCUUAACAUUGAUGAAGGUCCAGAAUUUGGUACGGAAGCAGAUUCAAUCGAGGAAAUGCAACGUACACCGACACCAAUUAUGGCACCAAAAUUCAUUACUAAAAUUAAAGAUACCCGAGCAGCACGUGGACAUCGAGCUAUUUUCGAAUGUGUCGUUCCAGAUACCAAAGGCGUUUGUUGCAAAUGGUUAAAAGAUGGACGUGAAAUAGAACUAAUUGCAAGAAUUCGUGUGCAAACUCGAACCAUGGAAGGUCACGUAGUCAGUGAAUUGAUCAUUGAUGAUGUUGUACCAGAAGAUGCCGGAAAAUACGCCGUUGUAGUGGAAAAUAUUGCUGGCAAGGAUUCUUGCGAGGCAACUUUAAAUGUAAUCGAAGUGCUGCUGAAACCGGACACACAUGCACCGGAAUUUGUUGUUGCCAUAAAAGACAAAACAUGUAAUGAAGCGGAAAAAGUUCUUUUCGAAUGUAAAGUAAUCGGUGAACCGCCACCAACUAUUGCUUGGUUCCAUGGAAAGACUGUGAUAGCUGAAGAAACGAAUAAAACAAUCAUUGAGUCAGAAGGUUCCAUCCAUCGGUUAGUUAUCGUUUCGGCUGAUGUUGCUGACCGAGGACAAUACACAUGCUUGGCUGAAAAUGCUGAAGGCAAAGCAGAGUCCAAGGCAAUCCUUACUGUAUUAGCUGAAGCGCCACAAUUUACUCGUCACAUCACUUCUAAAGAAGUAAGCAUAGGUGAGAAAGUAAUUUUGGAUUGUUCCGUUAAAGGUUCACCACAGCCAAUAGUACAAUUCUUUCGGGAAUCCACUCGUAUUACUUCGGAUUCUCAUCAUUCUAUUGAACAUGAUAAUUCUAAUGUGCACUGGAGACUAGUAAUUGAGAAAACGGAGGAAUCUGAUUUUCGAACGUAUCGCGCUGUCGCUAUCAAUUCUGUCGGUAUGAUAGAAUCAGAGGCAGAAAUUAAGCAGAAAAAAAUAAAUCAAAAACCGAAAUUCACCGAAGUAUUGAAGAAUCGAAAGGUUACUGAGGGUGAUGAAAUCAUUAUGGAGGUGAAAUUUCUCGGUAUUCCACCACCGGAUGUCAAAUGGUUUAAAGAUAGCAAGGAAAUCGUGGAAGAAAAAGAAAAAAUUACAAUAAGAACUGAAGAAAGUCAGUCCGUAUUGCUUAUCAAAAAUGCAAAACCGGAAGAAGCAGGAAGCUAUCGGGUCGAACUGGUUAAUUCGGAGGGUAAAGAGACGUCAAGUGCCAAUGUUACUGUGGGGUCAACCGCUGUACCACCGAAAUUCACGGAAAUCCUAACCGAUAUAGAAGUUUGUGAACUAGAAAGUACCGAAAUGAAGGUAACUGUGACCGGCUUACCUACACCUAAGAUGCAAUGGUUUAAAGAUGGUGCACCGGUGCAAAUCAACAGUGAACGAAUAUUCGUUCGAGAAACUGGAACCAAUCAACAUAUUUUAACCAUUAAGCAGGUUCAGUUAGAAGAUGCUGGUUUCUAUUCAUGUAAAGCAACUAAUAAGGCGGGUUCUGAAGAAUGUAAAGCAAAAUUUGUAGUACUUGAACUUCUACAAGCACCAAAGUUUACCAAACAAUUGUCUGAAAUCAAGGCAAAAGAAAUCGAAACUGCUGAACUUACAGUAACAGUAACCGGAAAACCGACACCAGAAGUUUGCUGGAGCAAGGAUGGUGUACCUAUAAAUAUCGACAAUGUCCAUUUUGCAACCAAAGAGGAUGAAAGUGGUCAUCAUACUUUAGUUAUCAAGCAGGCUAAAUUAGAAGAUGGUGGCAUUUAUUCUUGUAAAGCUUACAAUAAAAUCGGUGAGUCGGAAACCAAAACAUUAUUUGCAGUUGAAGAAGAGAAUGAAUUACCACAGUUUUCAAAAGGCUUGAAGGAGUUUUCGGUACAGGAAGGUGAAACUGCUGAAUUAUCGGUAACAUUGGUCGGAAAACCAACACCUGAAGUUGCAUGGUAUAGAGAUGGAGUUCCGGUAAACAUUGAUAACAACCAUAUUUUAGUGAAGAGAGAUGAUGCGGGGCAUUCCAAAUUGGUCAUCAAAGAAGCCCGUUUAAAUGAUACUGGCAUUUAUUCAUGUAAAGCUACGAAUAUAGUUGGAAGUGCUCAAACUGAAGCUAAAUUUGCAGUUGAAGAAACUGUUGAAGUACCAAAAUUCAUUGAAGGUCUGCAAGAGAUUUCAGUGCAAGAGAGUGAAACAGCACAACUAUCGGUUACAGUAGUUGGAAAACCGACUCCUGAGAUAGUAUGGUUGAAAGAUGGUAUUCCGAUUAAUAUUGAUAAUGAGCACAUCUUAUCAAAGAAAGAUGAACAAGGACAUCAUACGCUGAUAGUUAAAGAAGCUCGACUGGGAGAUAUGGGCAACUAUUCUUGUAAAGCGGUCAAUUUAGCUGGUACCGAGGAAACGGAAGCAAAAUUAGCUGUUAUUUCGGAACUGAUGCCACCAUUAUUUACAGAUGAAAUUGGUGAAUUAGAAAUACAAGAAGGCGAAAAAGCAGAACUUAAAUGCACCGUUGUUGGUAAUCCGAAACCAGAGGUAACAUGGAUGAGAAACGGUGUUGUGAUAAAUAUCGAUAAUACCCAUUUCUUCAAAAAGGAUGAUGAAACUGGAAAGCAAACAUUAAUAAUUGCUAAUGUAAAUAAAGAAGAUUUUGGUAUCUAUACAUGUGUUGCUACCAAUACAAUUGGCACUGCUGAAAUUGCUGGGAAAAUUAAAUUUCCAAAAUAUGGUUUUGAAAAGAUGCAAAUGGAAGAAGUUAAGCCAAUGUUUAUCGAACCACUGGAAACACACACCGUAAAAGAAGGUGAAACGGUCAGUAUACAGUGUCGGGUGAAUGAAAAUGCAAAAGCUGAUAUUCGUUGGUACUUAGGUGAUAAGCCAAUUGAACCAAGCGAACAUUUGAUUGUGAGAAAACUUGACGAUGGUACGGUAAAGCUAACAAUUGAAAAUGCUACCAAAGAAGAUGUUGGUAUGUAUCGAUGUGAAGCAAUCAAUAAAUCCGGUAAAGCAACAACUGCAGCAAAGCUUAAUUUUGCAACAGAAGAUAUGGAAGAAGUGGAAGAUGAAUCUGCUUUAAUAGGAUUUAUUCAGCCGUUAGCCGAUGUUAUCGCAGUUAAUAAUUCAACAGCAGAAUUGAUGUGUGCCUUAAAUGCUGCCAAAGGUGAUGUUCAGAUACAAUGGUCUAAAGAUGGUUUAGAAGUAUCAGCAAAACAUAUCACCAUUCAGCAACUUGUUGAUGGUACUCAGAAAUUGAAAAUUUCUAAAGUAACCACAGACGAUGUUGGAACUUAUCGAUGUACUGCUUCCAUUGGUGACUCAUCUGCAUGGACCGAAGGGAAACUCAGUAUUUUAGAAACAGAGAAGGAAACAAUACAAGAUGAAGGACCACCAGAGUUUACCGAACUUUUGAAAUCGUGCACGGUAACUGAAAAUGCUGAAAUUGUCCUUCGAUGCAAACUGAAAGGUCUACCGAGACCAACGAUAUCCUGGAUGAAAGAUGGCAUCAAGUUAGAUCAAAAUCAUCGCGUAAUUACUGAAUACCAUGAAGAUGGCACCAUUGUGCUGAAAAUCAAAAAUGCUAGAAAAGAGGAUAGUGGUGAAUAUCGAUGUGAUGCAGUUAAUACAUUUGGUGCUGCUUGGACUGCUGGACCUGUUCGAAUUGCAACUGAAUCGGAAUUGCAGCAAGAAGGCGAAGCACCUGAUUUUAUUGAACCGGUCAAACCUGUCACUGUUUCUGCUGGUGAAAUAGCAGUAUUGGAGGGUAAGGUCAAAGGACAGCCAAAACCAGAAAUCAAAUGGUUCAGCGGUGAAAAUAUGGUAAAGGAAAAUGCAAACAUUCAACUUGAAAAUCUUCUCGAUGGUACCCAAAGACUUAUAGUGAAAAAUGCAACUAUUGAAGAUGCCGGAGAAUAUCGUUGUGUUGCAAGUAAUGAAUAUGGUGAUGUAUGGAGUGAUGUUACAUUAACCGUUCAAGUUCCUAUAUCAGAGGAGGAAGGCGGAAUAGAACGUGCAGCGCCAACAUUCUUGAAAACUUUAGAAAGAAUCUAUGCUAAAGAGUCAGAAAACGUUGUGUUCGAAUGUAAAAUUGUUGGUGAACCAAUGCCUGAAAUUAAAUGGUUCAAGGACAAAGAAGAAAUCAGCGCAAAUGAUGCCCAUUUCAAAAAGGAAACACUUCCGGAUGGUACAGCUCGGCUGAUUAUUAACUCAGUCAAUAAGGAUGAUAGUGGUGAAUUCAGAUGUGAAGCGCAGAAUACUUCUGGUACAGCACGUACCGAUGCAACGUUGAAUGUGCGGUAUGAUUUUGAAAUACCGGUGGAAAGUGAAAUCGCACCGGAAUUUGUACAGGAAUUAAAAGCGGCACAGGCUAAUGAAGGAGAACAAAUUUCUUUCGAAUGCCGAGUAGUUGGUGUUCCUGUACCAGAGGUAAGAUGGUUCAAAGAUGGUAAUGAAAUAAAAUCUAAUGAACAUGUUCGCAUUGAAAGUUCAUCGGAUGGUACAAAUCGUUUAGUAAUUGAUUCAGUUAAUGUUGAAGAUCAAGGUAAUUAUCGAUGUGAAGCGUUAAACAAUGCCGGAUCGAUGAGUUCGAAAGCUCCAUUAACUGUUAAUGAACUUGAAACUCUGAAGCUGAAGGAAGGCUUGACAGAUACGAUGGUGGAAACUGGAACUAAAAUUCGAUUGUUUAUUGAAGUUGAAGGAAAACCAAAAACAGUAAAAUGGUUCCAUGGAAAGGAUGAAAUCAAAGCAAAUAAACGGACCAAAUUGGAAACAACUGCGGAACAUAAAUACAGCUUAGAAAUCGAUGAGGCAGAAAGUUCAGAUGAAGGGAAUUAUCGUGUAGUCUUAUCAACUGAUACCGAGACCGUUGAAUCAUCCUGUACAGUAACUGUAUUUAAAAGAGAAGUAGUACCAGUCUUCCGGAAAGGUCUUCAAGAUCAGAACGUGCCAAAAGGAUCCAAACUUGUGCUUGAGAUCGAAUUAGACGGCACACCAAAACAAAUCAAAUGGUUAAAGGGUGGUAUACCAAUAGAUAAUAGAAUAAUGGAAGCGAAAGAUCUUGGUAACGGAAAAUAUCAGCUGAUAAUAGAUGAAAUCAAAGAAAAUGAUACGGGUGAAUAUACCGUUGAAGUAUCUAACGAUGCCGGAACAAUCAAAUCUAAAGCAAAUGUUACACUUACAAAAGAGAAGCCAGAAAUUAUCAGUGGCUUAAAGCCAACAAUAGCUGAAAUUGGUGAGAAAGUAACACUUGAAGUUGAAACCAAAGGUCCGAUCAAGCAAGUCAAAUGGUACAAGAAUGGCGUGGAAGCAAAAGAUGUUGAGACGAAGCAAAUUGGUGAUAAUAAAUAUCAAUUAAUUAUCGAUAAAGCAACCAAAAAUGAUGAAGCUGAUUAUAAGGUUGUGUUAUCAAAUGAUACAGGUGAUGUAGAGUCAUCAGCCAAACUAACCGUGAAACUACCAAAAAUUGAAUUUACUAAGCGUUUGGAGGAUGAAACACUUGAUGCUGGUACUAAGGCUGUCCUAACUAUUGAAGUUAAUGUGCCACCAAAACAAAUUAAAUGGUACAAGAACGGCAAAGAAAUUACAGCAAGUGAUAAAGCUAAACCGAAUAAGCUUAAUGAUAAUGCAUAUCAGUUGAUAAUACCGGAUACAGAGAAAGAUGACACUGCUGAAUAUAAAGUUGUAAUUACCGGAGAUGACGAUAAUACAGCUGAUUCUUCUUGUGCAUUGACUGUAAAAUUACCAGCAUUAAUUAUCGAAAGGGGUUUAGAAGAUCAAGUGGUUAAUGUUGGUGAAAAAGUGUUACUUGGUGUCGAAGUUAACACACCACCGAAACUGGUUAAAUGGUAUAAAAAUGGUAGGGAAAUUGUUUCAAACGAUAAAUCAAAGGCGAAGAAAGUAAACGAUAAAUGUUAUCAGCUUGAAAUAUCCAAUGCUACGGAAGAUGAUGCAUCUGAUUAUAAGGUUGUACUUUCAAAUGAGGAAGGAAGUGUGGAAUCGAGUUGUGUGCUAACAGUCAAAAUACCAGCCGAGAAACCUACAAUUAAAAGAGGAAUUGAGAAUCAGUUUAUUGCAGUUGGAAAACUUCUAGAAAUCCCAAUUGAGACGACAGGUAAGCCGAAGGUAGUGAAAUGGUACAAAAACGGGCAGUUAAUGUCAGGUGAAACAAACAAAAUGAUCAAAGAAGAAAAGAUUGAUGAGAACAAUUAUGUUUUGAAAAUCGAGGGAUGUACAUUGAAUGAUAGUGGCACUUAUUCGGUUGAAGUACAAAAUGAAGCAGGUCAAGCUAAGAGUUCAGGAGAGAUAACCGUUGAAGAUAAGUUAAGCUUCCUAAAACCAUUACAUGAUGUUGAAGUGGUAGAGGCUGAACAAGCGGUACUUAUGGUUGAAACAAAUAUUCAUCCAAGAAUUAUUAAAUGGUAUAAAAAUGGACAAGAAAUGAAGCCUAUAAGUGGACGAAUUGAAAUGAAAGAUAACACGACAAGAUUUCAACUUAUCAUUAAGAAAGCUGAAAUUGAUGAUGAAGCUGAUUAUAAGGUUGUCUUAUCGAAUAGCGCUGGCGAUGUUCAGUCAUCUGCAAAAUUAACAGUUAAGAAAUCAAAGGGCGAAAUAAAAAUUAUUAAAGGUUUAGAAGAUCAGGUUAUUGCAAAAGGUGAUGAAUUGAUAUUAGAAAUCAAGGUGGAAGGUGAACCAACCGAAGUUCGAUGGCUCAAAAAUGACGCUGUACUUCCAAAAGAUGCCGAAGCUAAAAUUGAAAAAAUUAAUGAGCAAACGUACCGCCUAACAAUUCCACAAGUUGAUAGUACGGAUGCGGGUGCCUAUAGUGUUGAAGUAAUUAACGAAAUUGGUAAAGUACAGAGUACUGGUAACGUGGAUGUUGACAUGAAGCCUGAGAUCACUAAAGGCCUAGAGAAUUCUGAAAUCCCUGAAGGUGAUGAGCAACUCUUCAAGGUUGAAACAAAUGUACCCAUUCGGGAAGUCAAAUGGUAUAAGAAUGGACAGGAAAUAAAACCUUCACCAAACAUGAUCACGAAGCAAAUUACUUCAAAGAAGUUCGAGCUUAUAAUUGUCAAAGCAUCGUUGGACGACACUGCCACCUAUAAGGUAACCUUAAGCAACAAAGCUGGUGUUUGUGACUCAUCAGCUAGUUUGACUGUUUUAAAGCCCGAUCUGUUGAAACUUCUUGACAACUUGAAAGAUAUUGAAGUAAAUGAAGGUGAAAUGAUCAAACUUUCUAUUAAAGUUGAAGGGCAACCGAAAACGGUCCAAUGGCUCAAAAAUGGCCAAGAAAUCAAAUCAGAUGAUCAUGUGCAAAUUACUGAAAAUCCUGAAACUGGUGAAUAUACCUUAACAAUACCAGAGAGUUUGUCAUCAGAUGAUGCGGCAUAUCGUGUCGUGCUUUCCAACCAAUUUGGCAAAGUGCAAAGUGGUUCCAUUACUCGCGUCAAACCAAAGAAAACGGAACCAAUUACGAGUGUAGCAACUUUCAUUACACCACUGGAGGAUGUUAAUGUACCAGAAGGUGACAACUUAACUUUGAAGUGCAAAGUGUCCGGAGAACCAAUGCCGACACUUAAAUGGUAUAAAGAUGGUACAGAAAUUACUAAAGAUGAUCGGAUUGUAAUGCGUAUGGCCCUUGAUGGUACCGCAACCUUACGUAUUCGGGAUAGCAGGAGGGAAGAUGCAGGUAGAUACAGUGUUUCAGCAAUCAAUGCCGCUGGUGAAUCAAAGUCCGAGUGUAAUGUUCGGGUGUUAGAUGCUGAAGAAUUACCAUCAGAACCGAAAUUUGUUAUUCCACUUAAGGAUGUCGUGGCAGAAAUUGGAACUAAAGCUGAAUUCAACAUCAAAGUUCGCGGUAUACCAAAUCCCACACUCAGUUGGUUAAUUGCUGGCCAAGAUGUGACACAGUUGGAUGGUGUCAAAAUUGAAGAUAUGGGUGAUGGUAAUUGGACGAUGAUAGUUGAAAAUGUUACCGAAGAAUUUAUUGGUCGUAUCAAAUGCGUUGCAACUAAUGAAUACGGGAAAGCGGAAUGUGAAUCGCAACUAAUUCAGACGGAGUCAAAACUUAGAAAAGCAAAAACUGAAGAGGGUUAUCCACCGAAAUUUAAUGUACCGCUGUGGGAUAGACGAAUAACGGCGGGACAAGUCACGACAAUUGAAUGUCACGUGGAUGCGAAACCAACUGCUAAUAUCGUUUGGACAAAGGAUGGUGUAACUUUGGUAGAAUCAGAUCGUAUUGAAAUUCGCAACACACCAGAUGGAGCAUGCCGUGUACGCAUUAACAAUUUUGAUAAAGAUGACGCUGGUACCUAUAAAUGUAAUGCCACAAAUGCACUUGGAUCUGCCGAUACCAAAUCAAAUCUUAAUAUUCAAAUAAAAGAACAAGAAGAAGUGAUAGCGAAAAAAGAAUUUCCACCACGUUUUAAUCCACCACUUACGGAUAAAUUUGCGGAUAUUGAUGAAACGGUGCGUUUAUCAUGCAAAGUAGAUGCAUCACCAAAAGCAGCUAUAACAUGGUACAAAGAUGGGGUACCAUUAAGAAGUAAUGGUCGUAUUGUUAUCGAGAAUGAUGAUGAUGGUAACUGUUUGCUAACAAUCAAGCAUAGUACGGAAUCUGAUGAUGGAGCUUAUCGUUGUGUUGCUGUCAACGAUAUUGGUAGCUCUAAUUCCGCUUCCAUGGUGUCCAUUCGUAAAAUAAAAGAAGAAGUUAAAAAAGAAAGCGAAGAGCCAUUUUUCAUCAAAGGUUUAGUGGAUAAAUGGUUAGAACGUGGUGAAAAGUUAACCUUACAAUGCACCGUAAUUGGUGAUCCAAAACCUGAAAUUCGAUGGUAUCGCAAUGGAAUUUUGCUACGACCACAUAACAAAAUUAAUAUCGAAAAUACAUCGGAUGGUUUGUGCACAUUGACAAUCGACGAAUGCGCAAUGAGUGAUGAAGGAAUUUAUCGUUGUGAUGCUGAAAAUUGUAAUGGAAAAGCACGAACACAAUCAACUGUUCAUAUUGAGAGACCGAUCGAAAAGUUAGGAAAGAAGAUUGUCAAAGGUGAAGCACCACGGUUUAUCAUUCCUCUUCAAGAUACAACUGUUUAUAUAGGUUCCACAAUUGAUUUAGAAUGUAAAGUAGCUGGUGAUCCGAUGCCAACAGUUAAAUGGUCCAAAGAUGGUACGGUACUUCGCGAUGAUUUACGUUAUCAAUGGGAAAUAGAUGCUACAACUGGUACCUAUCGUUUAAAGAUUAACAAUGCGAAUGUGAAUGACGAAGGCUCAUAUCGAUGUGUUGCAACGAAUGUUGCUGGUUCAGCUACCACGAAGUCAUUCGUCAGCAUAGAUGAUGGAAGUUUUAUUCAAAAGCCAUCUUCCAAUGAACCACCACGCUUCACCAUUGCUUUGGGUGACACACGUGUUAUCGAAGGUCAACCGUUGAAAUUUGAGUGCAAGAUAGAAGGAGCUCCUUUAACCGAUCUUGUUUGGCAUAAAGAUGGUGAACGAGUGAUUCCUGAUGAUAGAAUUACGAUUGAAUGUGAUUCAGAUGGACGAGCACGUCUUAUUAUUAAUUCAUGCAAUGCAAAUGAUGAAGGUAUAUACCGAGUAAUUGCAACAAAUCCAUUUGGUACAGCACAUAGUAAAGCUACUGCAACGGUAAAGAAAUUAUACGAAGAUUCAACAAAUGGUUUCAUGGAUGGUGAGAAAUUCGAUGCAUAUCGUGCUCCACGUGUUAUCACACCACUUGAGAGUAUCAAAGUUAUGGAAGAUAACAGCUUUACAUUACGAUGCAAAUUUAGCGGUGAUCCACGUCCAAAAAUUAAAUGGUUCAAAAACGGUGAACGUAUCUACUCUUAUAGUCAAUGUACUUUGACCGAAAGCGAAGAUGGUACUUGUGAAUUGACCGUCAAAAAUGCUAAUCGAUUUGAUGGCGGUUGCUAUCGAUGUGUUGCCGAGAAUAUUUAUGGUUCCGAUAGAACUACAUGUGAAGUCACUGUACAAUUGAAAGAAAAGAAAUCACAACGUAAUUUCGAGGAUGAAAUUCGCGAAGGUAAUGCGCCAGGUUUCUCCACACCACUUACCAUGAAACGUGCUAAAGCUGGUGAUACUGUUGUCCUGAAAUGUGUUCCAUAUGGGAAACCUUUCCCAGAAAUCAAAUGGCUCAAAGAUGGCAUUGAAAUUGAAGUUAAUGAUAAGAUUAAGAUUGAAAGUUUAGAGGAUAAAACACAAUGUAUUAUUUUGAAAGAUGUUGAUUUCUUUGCGGAAGGCUUCUAUCGAUGUGUAGCAACUAAUGAGUACGGUACUGCCUCUACCAAAGCAGAGAUUGUACUUGAAGGUGAUCGAACAAUGCCAGGAAAGAAAGUGGAAACACUUAUUAAUGAGGAACCGGUAGAAAGUAAACCACGUAUUCGUCGUGGUUUAUAUAACAUGAGUGUACAUCAGGGUAAUACUAUUGAAAUGCAAGUGUGCACAUCAGGUUGGCCAACUCCAACGGUCAAAUGGUUUAAAAAUGGUCAAGAAUUAAAAUCCAGUGGACCAGAUGGUCCAGUAGUAGUAUGGACCGAUGAACGUGGUAUACAUCAUUGUGUAAUUCUUAAUGCUUCACCCGAAGAUGAAGCGGAAUAUGCUUUAGAAGCUACUAAUAAACUUGGCGUAGCACGUACCGAAGGGGCUAUCACGAUCAUUAGGCCAAGAGAAGUACCAGGAUAUGAAGAUGAUCGAGAUCGAGGUGGUAUGCCAUAUCCUCCAGGAUUUAUUCGUCAACUCAAAAAUAAGCAUGUCUUCUCACAUAUGCCAACAAUAUUUGAUUGUCUUGUAAUUGGUUAUCCACCACCCGAGGUUGAAUGGUUUCAUAACGGAAAAAAGAUAAUACCCGGUGGUCGAAUACGUAUUCAGUCUUGUGGUGGCGGAUCGCAUGCUAUCAUUAUUAUGGAUACACUUCCCGAAGAUGCAGGCGAAUAUGUAGCAAUUGCUAGGAAUUCUCAAGGCCAAGCUUCAAGUAGUGCAGUAUUGGAUGUAACUGUACCAUUCCUGGAUUCUAUCAAAUUUGACGGUUCCGUGGAUGUUACACCUUAUCUAACAGAAGAAUAUGGUUUCAAGAAAAUUCCACAUCACAAUAUCCCAACGCCACCAGAUCGUGGUCCAUUCAUUAAAGAAGUUACUGGACAUUAUUUGACACUUUCGUGGAUUCCAACCAAGAGAGCGCCACCACGGUAUCCUCAAGUAACAUAUGUUAUUGAAAUACGCGAACUACCUGAAAAAGAGUGGGUUCUGCUCGAUUAUAACAUUCCUGAGCCCGUAUGCAAAGUUCGAAACUUGCAACUUGGUAAAAGUUAUCAGUUUCGGGUACGUGCGGAGAAUAUUUACGGAAUUAGUGAUCCAUCACCUGCUUCGCCACCAUCUCGACUGAUGGCACGCCCGCAACCGGUACUUGAUAAGAACAAACGAGUUAUCCCUCUACUUGACCCGUAUGCUGAACGAGCUCUUGAUCAGGCUUAUGCUCAACAAUACGCAUGCGCACCAUGGUUUGCUCCUGGUGUUGAAGAAAAACGGUUCUGCGCAGAAAAUGAUACGCUCUCAAUAACGCUCUGUGUAUCCGGUUAUCCUGACCCGACGAUUGUUUGGAAAUUCUGCAACAUGAAUCUUGAUACGGGGCCUACAUCUAAAAUUCGGGUGUUAACACAUGCUGGCAUGGAAACAACACUCAUAAUAAAUGGAUUUAGUAAGGAAAAUGUUGGACAGUAUCAGUGUAUUGCAACAAAUCAGUAUGGUGAAGCCCAGCAAAAUAUCGUAGUUGAUCUCGGUGCACGACCAAGGUUUAUCCAGCCUUUGAUUAAUAAAGUAGUAUCCGACGGUAGGCCACUCAGGUUGGAUGUACGUAUUGAAGGGAGUCCAUUUCCAGAACUCAAAUGGAUGAAGGAUUGGAGACCAAUUGUAGAAUCAUCCCAUGUUAGUUUUACACGUGAAGGCUCUUUAUGUUCACUGAUCAUCAAUGAACCAUUUUGGCGCGACAGUGGAGUUUAUUCCGUCACAGCUGUAAACGACGCUGGUACAACAACAACGUCAUGUUCAGUAACUAUUGGAGCUGAUGGAGACUUCAGCAUGAUGCAUGAUAUUCAAAGGAAAAAAUCUCGCAUAGCAUUGGAAGCUCGUAAAGUUCGAGAAAUUUAUGAAAUUGAUGAAAACGAUGAAAAAGCUGCAGCCGCUGGAGCACCAUUUCAUGUUACCGAAAUUACCACCAAAAAACGUUUCUUGGCCCAAUUAUAUGCAUUGGAUGAAAAUUUAGCACGUAAUAUUGAAAUGCAAAAUAAUUUGGACAAUCCGAAUAUUAUACAACUUCAUCAGGCUAUAAUGGAUCAAGGCAUUGCCGUUCUCAUCUAUGAAAAGUAA